Molecule: messenger RNA, 4866 nt
Organism: Adineta ricciae
Lineage: Eukaryota; Metazoa; Rotifera; Eurotatoria; Adinetida; Adinetidae
Source: the annotation of a GenBank genome assembly
AUGUUCACAUUAUUUGACAAUGAUCAAUCCAUUGAUAAUGUUGUUACUCGUGCUGAACAAUCUCGUGUAUCAUAUAACAUUCAAACAGAAGAAUUUCGGACUCUUAAUACCAAUCUUCAAACAUAUCUCAACGAGAUGAAAACUAUCGACGAUGAAAAUCGACAAUUGCAAGAAAGUAUUGAACAAAUUCGUAAAGAAUAUAUUGUAGCAUUAGAAACACAUCUCAAACUUUUACCCAAUGAUUUCCGAAAGCAGAGUCAAACAUUGAACGAAGCUCAUCUCGAACGCUACCGAUCGAAAACGCGUGCUAAGCGUUAUCUGAAAGAACGCGAUGAAUUGAAACGACGAAUUAGUUUCGUUGCUAGCAAUGAAAAAGAACAAACGAAACGGUUGAGUGUUCUCCAAAAACAAGAACGGACCGUUCGAAAUGAAUUUAAUAAGUUGAAUCAACAAAUCCAAAGUUUAUCGGCAUAUGUCGAAAAUGAAAAGCAAAAUUAUCAACAAGCGAUGGACAGAGUCGACAGUUUGCAAAUAAAUUUGGAACGGAUCUCCAUUGAACGUUCGAAAACUGAAUUUGAAAUUCAGACGUUGAAAGAAGAAGUGAAAUUAAUGCAAACAACGAAAGAAUUUCUCGACGAUGAACGUGAGACAAUGCUCGCUACACAAACCGAAGCAAAUGAAUAUCUCCUUUCUCGCUUGAGCGAGUCCAUCCAUCGUAUUCGAGAAGAUUUCGAUGAACUGAAUCGAACUCAGCUGAGACAAACGGAAAACGAAUACAAACAAAUGCUUCAGAUUCUUGAAGAAAGUUUGCAAACUAAUCAAACAGCAGAUGAAACCAACACACUACAACAAAGUGCAAAUCAAGGUGGCUAUGCACAACUUCAAGAUGAACAUCAAACUGUUCUACAAGAACUAAACACACUCAGCGAUCAUAACCAAACAUUAACUGAACGUGUUUUAGCAAUGGAAGCGGACUUUUAUCUGUUACGCGAUGAACGUCGACAGCAGAUAGCAUCGAAAGACAAUGAAGUAGAACGUAGCAAGCUGGAGUUGCAUACGUUGAAAGAAAAGUUGAACCAUCUGGCUGAAUAUGAUCAAAAUUUACAAUUUGAAUUAACACUCUAUCGCGGUGUUCUCGAAAGUGAAUAUCGACGAAAACAAUCGGGAAUUAGUACAAGUCAGUUAAUGAGGCCGACAUCAUUACGAAGCAAUAAUAAUGCAUUAACAGAUAGAACGGUGUGGUUAACAAGUCGUACAAAUCAGAGUAAAUUGAAUGAUCAACAGCAAGUUGAGAUUCUGACAAGUCGACAAAGAGUUUUAUCCGAUUAUGAUUCACUUCGUCAAGACAGUACUACUCGAACGAGCCCUUCUAAGUCAAAUGAAUCAUCGCCUACUGCGGAAAUUCGUGUACACGAACCAUCGCAGAAUGUCACAACUACAGUUGAUCUUUCUUAUGGCAAGCAGACCUCAGAAGAAGAUUCAUCAACUUCAGUGUCUUCUGAAGGACGAAAAUUAUCAUCGUCACGAACUUCUUCGACAAGCGCUGCAUUACAACAAUCGCCUACUUCAUCAAUACCGCUUCCGAUAUCACGAGAAGAACGGUUGGAAACUUCUCAACUUCAAUCAUCACCAACAAGUUUACCAUUUAUUCCGACACCGGAAGAACAAAUAUCUGAUAGUCACAUACAUUUUCCAGCAGUUCAAGAACAGCCGCCGCCAUCAUCACCGGCACGUACGUCUUCGAUAAGUUCAGGCGCGGUUCUGUCGGAUGUUCCAAAGCAUUUAUCUAUUGCCAGUAUCACAGCAACUCUAGAUCAAGACAUAGUGCCGUCCAAUACUUAUCAAGUAUCCGCAACGCCUCCCAAUGAACAACAACUACCAUCACGUAAAUCUUCAACCGUCACUACUUCACCUGUCGUAGAGCAGCAGUCAUCACGUCGCUCGUCGGCAGCAACUGGCGUUCUGAUUACGGCAGAGGAACAACCAGGAAAUCUAUCGUCGGCCGAAGAACAUCAACCAUCAUCGCGUUCAGCAUCGACAGGUUCAGGAAUAUGGCCCGAUGUUCAAGAGCGUACUUUCAUAAUUGGCAACUCGCCGAUCGUAGAUGUUGCUCAAUCAUCAUCUCGCAAAUCUUCAGUUGAUUCAACAGCGGCACCCAACGAUCAGAAACGUCCUUCUACAAUAGAUAUCUCACCGAAUGAGGAACAGCCAACCUCAGUACGGAGAUCUUCAUCAAUUUCAACUGUACCGCCUGAAACGCAACGACGUUUGUCUACUGCUAACAUUUCGACAACUUCUGAAUACCAACCAGCAUCGCGUACAUCAUCAGUAAGCUCGGGCAUGCCAUCCAGUGACCAAAGAAGAACGUCAGCGUCUGGUGUCGCGGCAGUUCCAGAACAGCCAACUGCAUCUAGUGUGAGUCAGUCGCCAUCGUCUCCUUCACAGGAAGAUCAACUCACAUCACGAGCAUCAUCUACAGCGCCAGAACUCUUCGCUAAUGCAGCUGAACAAACAAUCGUUGAACAGCAACCAUCAUCCCGCAAGUCAUCGGUACUCUCAGCAGCGGAAUCUGAUAGUCAAAGACGUACUUCUACAAGCGCUACUUCAGAAGUUGCCGAGCAGCAGUCAGUAAUCUCACUCAAUGAACCCCAACAUUCAUUGCGUACUUCCUCAAUCAGCUCAGCAGUCCCAUCAGAUACUACAAGGCACCCAUCUGAAACGAACACGUCAGCAGUUGUGGGACAGCAGUUACCAUCACGCAAAUCAUCAGAUGGUGAGAACAUACCAUUCGAUCUUCAGAGUGCUUCUACGACAGCUACAGCUCAAUUCCACGUCGAAGAAGGAAAACAACCUUUAUCUUCUUCACAUGAAUCUCCAUCUUCAUCACGUAAAUCAUCAAUGAUUCUCGAACACCAGUCGCGAUCACGCACGUCCUCGAGAAGUUCAGUAGCAACAUCUGAUGACCAUAGACGUUCGUCGACAGGAGAUACUACCGUGCAGCCAGAGCUACAACAACACUCUGCAACUCCCACAUCUGAACAUCAGUCCGCGUCUCGGAAGGCUUCAGUCGAUCCAACAACAUCUUCGGACUUACUACAAUCAAACGAACCUUCAACUACUGAAGGAGACGAAUUAGGAAAUAUUGCACAGCACCUUCCAAAAGCAGACAACGAAAUAGGUGACAAAACUAAUCAUGAAGAAAAAACAUUAUCCGCGAUUGACGAACAAUCAGUUCACCAUUCGAAUCCUGGUGAACGUCGUCUGUCUACACCUGCUACCGAACAUUCCUUAACGGAAGAAUAUGAAGUUUCUCUUGAUGCUGACAUGAAAGGAUCACGUACCCCAUCAUUUGACUCAAAAACUAUGCCGCAAGAAGAAAGAGAAGCAAGUCUUUCUCAACCGAACACAAAUAUUCCAUUAACUACUCAGGACAAUGAACCUCAAUCGUCACAACAGACUUACUCGUGCGAUGAAACGAAAAGAGAAGAAGAAGAAAGUAGUUCUUCUCUUGUUGAUAAGAAAGAGGAGGGUAAUCUCAUCGAUUAUGAUUCCUCAACUAAAGUUAGCGAUGCUCAAUUACCUGACGCUCAAUAUUUUACUUUACAAGAUACAAGCAAACGAUCAUCUCGCGAUUCUUCAUUAACCGAUGUUGAAACCACUCUUGACAAGCCGGAAAGUCGACCAAAUGAAGAUGAUGAUGAUCCGAAAUUAGCCGUCAUAGUUCAAGAACUUCGUUAUGUAUUCCAUGAAUUAGCUAACAAUGAAGAUCUAGUCGAAAUAGAUAAUGCUCUACCAGAUAAGUUAUUUGAUCGUCUUGAAUUUCGCGAUCAGCUUCUACGAACAUUAUUCGACGGUUUACUUCGAAAAUACCUUGUACAGGCAGCUGCACAAGGAAAUCGUUCUUCCACACUCGACUGGGUUGAAUUUCGUGAUAUUCUUUUUCCAAUGGUAUCUGGACGGUAUACCGAACAACACAUUCGCAAAUUAUUCAACCUGUUCGAUCUUAGCGGAGGCGGUCAUCUCUCCGUGCAAGAAAUUGCCGAAUUACUUGAAGUCCUUCAAGCUAACGACACAGUUCAUCUUGCACAGAAUAUUAUCGACAAAUACGACACCGAUCAUGAUGGUAAACUAAGUGCUGAUGAAUUGAUUGAAGCAAUCAAAAAGACUGACGACGUGAAUGAACAUGUUUUAGCAACAGAAACCGAAAAUCAGCAAUGGUUCAAUCAAUCACCAACCGAAAACCAGACGAUAACAUUAGAAGUACCCGUGAUUAACUUCCCAAAGAAACCCGAUGAGAAAUUCAGUCAAAGAAUAACUACACUUGGUGAAAUUUUCAAACGUCUCGGUGCUAGUUCGGAUAAGAAACAAUUGAAUAGUACCAAUGAAUACCUAUCCAUGAACAUGGCAAAUGAAUUUCUUAAUCAUCAUAUCAAUAUCUCCAACAGUGAUUUACAACAAUUCAUUCAAUCGUUUCUCGAUAAAAAACAACAACAAAAUGAUCCUUUGAUUGAUUGGACUGAAUUUCGCGAUACAUUCUUACCGAUUAUCGACAAUGGAUGUUAUACAGCGGACGAUCUCAAACGAUGGUUUAACAUUCUCGAUGUCAAUCAAAAUGUAGCUCUUACACGAGAACAACUUGGCCAUUUACUUCGUUUAUUACAAAUUCAGCAUGUCGAUGAAGUUAUCAAUAAAUUAAACGAAACGCGAGAAAAAAAUACGGAUAAUUCAUCGCCAUGGACACUCGACGAAUUAGACAUGUCUUUAGCUAAUGUCAAUGAAACAAGUUCGCUUUUUCUCUCGGACAAUGAACGAACUGAACAAAUUCAUUCAUUCAAUGUCGAUUGGCUUUCGAAUAACAUAUUCUAA